Messenger RNA from Pecten maximus, 7979 nucleotides. RefSeq lists its product as uncharacterized. The record is from RefSeq and is a predicted model, not a curated record. Lineage: Eukaryota; Metazoa; Mollusca; Bivalvia; Pectinida; Pectinidae. The coding region runs from base 534 to 2600 and encodes 688 amino acids. The transcript has 2 exons.
CUGGUAACAAGUACGCGCUGAUUUAAAGUAUAGAAAUAGCAUUAUUACCAUACAGAAAAUGUGAAGAGAGAAAACCUGAUCCUGACUAAUGGGAUUAAUUAAUGGAUAUUUAACUUGAUACGCCGAUUUUAACUUCAAAGGAUUACCUGCAGUUUUACCUGGCGAAAAAUUAAAACCGGGUUUGGAUUUAUGUGUACUUAAUCAACAAUUGUCGGAGUUGAUUUUUUGUGUUUGACCACUACUUGAUUUGACCAGUGGCUGGAUUUUGACCUAUAUACCUGGAGGGUAAAACACAUGUGCAUUGUACAGAUGUUAUACAGGUAGGAAAACAAUGCUAAUUGGAUUCACAGGUACACCUGUUUGACGUCAUUGUGCCUGAUAAUUCUAUAUAAGGUAUUGACAAGUAUAUCAGUCUGUUUAUGUAGAUGAAGAUGUUGUCGUAAGCAGUUGGAAUUGCAAGUGGACUUGGCAAUAUAUUUUGGGAGAUUUUCUUUGCCGAUGAUGGAUUAAGAAAACAAUAGAUUGACGACAAAAUGGCGAACACGUUGAUACCGAUCUGCGUCCUUUUGGGCUUGACUUUUAUUGGUUCUGCGCAUGCGGAUUGUGCUUUUCCCUACAUCUUCAGGGACAUCCAGUGGUACUACAAGAUUGCAGUGAGCGCGUCAGAGAGGACAAAAAUUGUGUUCACAAAUAAUGCCGUGACUUUCACCCGGCAGCAGCUUCCAAGUGAAUACGUCAUCAAAAGAGUAAUGUAUAAGUGUGAAGAAAUGGCAGAUAUGAACAAAUUCAUCUUGAAAUCGUCCGAAGAUGACGGAAUGACGGAGUUUAAAUGCUUGGAAAUCAUCGAACGGAGUAAAUCAGUCAUGCAAUUUCGAGAAUCCAAAGGACAAGCGACAAAGUCUCUGUCCUUAUGCAAUCAGGAUAGCCUCGUUUUGGAUCCAUGGAUUGCAGUAUCUUACAACCACAUACUAACGGAUUAUUCACCUUGCCCUUUGAAUGCUGGAUUCAAUAUGAAAAUUGCUGACAGGAACGGCAAUGACCAUGGAUGCAAUUUCAUGGACCUUCCCAUGCGAUUCGAGAGUGAUUGUUUAGGUGGAGAAGGUAUGGUUUUGGAUUUCAGGAAACACGAGUGUACUAGUUUUUUAUCCACAGAAAUUCUACAGAAAACUAUCUGUGUUACACACUGGAUCCAUGGCAACUAUUUGUUUGCGGUAGUCCGGAAACACGGAAGUGGGGACAUUUGGUGUUUGCGGUUCCCGAGUCGAAGAAUAGGAAAAAAUUUCAAAGCAGAGCUCUUUACUGAUAUAAUAUGUCCGGACGAUUCACCCUCCAAUCAUAAUGUGAACUUUUUCACCCUUUAUCUUGAAAAAGUAGUUCAGAUGGAGUUAUGCGCGGAUGAAUACUCACAAUGCUCGCGCAAACCAUGUAUGUCAUAUAUCCGGGAUCAGUGUCACAAAUCGUGCGGAAAAUGUAAGGUGGACGAACCGCUGCCAAUCUGUUCGUUUCCAAGGCGAUUUAGAGGAGAGUGGUAUCUUGCAACAUCACAACAAGAAAACGUCAACAUCUCCGAGUCGGUUAUGCAAAUUGGAUCUAUCGGCCAUUUCAAAUGUGUCGCCUACCCUGACUCACCGCCUUCAAAGGAAAGAACAUACACAACGAUAUCAUUGUUUGAAAAUGGCUGCCGCCCGCGCUAUACUUGUUUGGAUUUAAAACGUAUAAGCCCAUCCGUUAUUGGGUUUUCCAUUAGUCAAAGUUUUGUGUGGCCUCUGAAUGAUGAACACCCCGGUAAAUCAAUCUGCAACACUGAAAGGUUUGAACCCGACGAUGAACCCAUUGGUGACCGCUACCGAUCCUCUCCAAACGCAGCAAAGCCAAUACUCCCGAUCUCUCGGACGCUUGUGCCUACAUCGUGUCAUCUAAAAUCUGUCCAUAAUUAUCUAGUGCAGAUAAAAAGCACAACCCAUUGCAGAGGUAGAAUGUACCAGGAUUGUAAAAAUUCAUCGCUGAUACGAAUGGAAUUCAACAGGUGUCGUAUUCAACAGGAGCCACUGAAUUUCAUGUGUGUUGCAUCUUUUAAAGGAAGAUAUUGGGAGAAACUACUUAUCCUUGUAAACUUAGAUAAUAUCUACGACUCAAAGUGUUUAGCUUUCACAUCACUGAAGCCGACGGAAGCGUUAAUGUUACAAUCGAGUCAGUGUGAUAUGUAUGCCUGGUCGUACUACGACGCAGCGAUACGACCGGCUUACAUGCAUUUCCAACUUGAACCACAAGCUGAAACGUGCAAGAAUAUCCCAUUCCCAACGACAACGGUGCCUCCGGCCAUAUCCGAAGCAAAUAAAAUGAUAGAGGCUUCAUCCCUCCCCGGUAAAAAAUUACCCAAUCCUUCCUUGAUGAGGGAUGGUGUUCCUACACCGACAUAUAAUAUUCCAGAUAAAUCAAGUGAUUCUAAAACGUCUUCGAAAAAUACCGGAAAUCUAAAUAAAGGGGAGGUAAUAAGUGACUCGAACAAUUUCUCCCCAGUAUAUUUACCAUCAGUUUUCUUAUUAUUAAUAUGUUAUUCUAUUUCUGUAUUAUUUAAUGUUUUUGGAUAUAGAGAUUGAGAGAAAUUUUCAAAUUGAUGAUGAUCAAUUAUAUGAUAAAUUAUAUCCGGUUCCGGUUCGGGAGUAACAAUGUACGAUAUAAUGCACAACGUUUUACACUUGUAGGUAAAAGGAUUUCGUAACAAGUACAUGGAAAACUGAGAACCUUAUUUAAAAGAAACAGUAUUUGCAAUUAUUUAUUUUUAAUCAUGAUGUUAUCUAAUAGAUUGAAAGAGUUCAUGUUUAAUUUAUAGAUAUGUCUAUGUUGCUAAGCAACACAUUUGAUAUAAAUUGUCUACAACGUUAUUUCACAUAACAACUUAUCUAAAAUGUACAGAAAUGAAAAACAAGUAAGUAUGCUGUUUCUUGACUACACAUUUCGUUUCUGUAUGCGUAGCUUAAUAGAUGAACUAUAUUAUGUUGUUUUAUAUCAUUGUUCAAACUUGCCAUAUAUAUUCAUAUAUAAUAAGUCAAUAAUGAUUGAUAAGUAAUAUUUAAGUCUAAAGACAAAUAUAUUAACAUUGAUAUAUGAGUCAGCGCAUCAUUCAAAUAUUCCAGCUGAAAAUAGUGUUCCGCAAUCGAUUUUUUUCAUUCAUAACGUCAGUUAGUUUCGUAUUUCUUCACUUUUCCGGUGAAGCACCACAUCAUGGUCACGUGCUACAGAUCACUUCCUGUUUUGGGUUAUAUUUAUCGGUUCGUGCAUGAUACUGUUAUCAAAAUCUCGUCUUCGUCGGUUUCCUUGGUGAUAAAUCUAAAGUUCCUUGGUGAUAAAUCUAAAGUUCCGUGGAUGACGAGAUUUGCCCGUUUCCUGCUAAGAGAAAUAAGAGAUAUUCAAUGUCUCGUAUUUUAUAUGUCUUGUAAUGCAAGUAGGGUUUUGGCUUUGUUGCAAUGAGAUUAUCCAUUCAAUUUAAAUAGAUUUCAGCAAAAUUGAUAGUGAAACUUUUUUUUCUAAUUUGUUAAUUAUGUUCGCUGAUGAUGUUCAUACAAAGUUCAAUUUUUCAGAGAUUUUGAAUAUUGCAUUAGAAAAUGUUUUUGUCAAUCUCCAUUAUCUGAAUAUAAAAAUAUAUAUCAAAUUAGUCAACGUAGGGACAGUUUCUCUUUCACUAUAGACGAGACUCGUGAUGGCAAUACGGUCAUAUUGAUCUGCAGCAAAUAUUUCUUUCAUGAACAUUAAAUAUUUUCAUGAUUUUUCUUUAAAAAUAAAUGGAAUGAACUUCCAUUUUUUUAAUUCUUUCUAAGGAAGCAUCUGUAAAUCUACCAGUCCUGUGUUACUGUUACAGUGUUUUUCGCCAUUGAUGUUGUGGAAAGGCAGGGUUCUGGAUUUACUUCUUUACUAUAUUGAUUCAAGGGUUAGAGAUGAGGAGGAUCAUCUGUCAAAUUUAUCAAUUAAGUUACUAGACAUAUUAACGAGAUGUACAAGGAAAUUUCAUCAGAUUGUCCUGUUCUUUCUCAGUUCUGGAAUAUUGAAUAUUAUCAAACAAUAUCGAGUCAAACUGAAACCAUAAUUAUUCAUAGCACGUCUGAUAAUAAGACUGAUAUAGCUGGUGAAAGUUCGAUACCAUGCUCGGCCAACUGUUCCUUUUUAUCUAAGUGGAAGACCAAGAUAAUGCUGUCGAGUUUCUGAAUAUCAGACAGACGGGUUUGUGUUGUUGGCCUAAUGGGUAUAGAACUAGUGUGGUUUCAGCAGGACAAUGGGCAGCACCAAGUGUAAACUUGGUCAGAACAGAGGACUAACAUCUCAUGAUAUCGAUCAUCUCUUUGUUGUGAACACUCGGCACAAGGUGUAACGUUUUAAUGUGAAGAAAGGAGAGUUGUCGACAGCUCACUGCAAAGUUUUCUAUAUUUCCAUCGCCAAGGGAGGAAGUUUCUCUCUCUUUCUCACUCUGAAAAAUCAUAAACAAGGUGCUAGGCAAAUCUAUAAAGAAUAUUUGUAUAUUCAAUACUGUAAAUGUUUAAUAUAGUUAUUUAUUUUUUAACUUUAAGAUUUAUCUGUGGUGCCUACGAUGCGCUACUUUAUGUACAAACGUUGGGUUUCACAACCUGUAAACUGUUCAUCGUUGAUUACACUUUAGCUGAGCUAAAGAUUCUGUUUAUGGCUGCCCUUCAAAGAUAACCAAUGAAACAUUAAGGGAAAAUGGCAUCUUCUUCGAGUACUUUUUACUAUUAUCAAAAUCUGUCUUUUUCUUGAAUGAAUUUUGUUUAUGAUUUUAGUAUUCAUGAUUGUAACACAUAUUAUUCCGAUGGAAUAUUUAUGAUAUUUAUAUCAUUGACGACGUAAUCAUACCGACAUCUUUCGUUGCCAUUGGAUACUAACAUGUGUCGUCUGCUCGUCUACAUUAAUCUAUUUUGAUCGAAAUAAUUUGAACAUUGUCACUCAAUUUACAUCGCUAAGUAUAAGUGAGGGGAAAAAUUACGGGAGCAGGAAAUAGACGGAUUUAUUUAGUUGAUAUCUUGUCGUCUGUUCUCGUCACCCACGAGAUCUCAAAGACUAAUUUCCGGAUAUACUUAACGCUAUUUUGGUUUAGUGAAUUGUUAUCCGACCAUCGUCUCAUUUAAAAUGCAUUGGUAUGUCAUUCUGGGAGCCUAAUCUUUUUAAUUCUUUCUAUUCUAGAUCAAUCUUUCGAGUGAAGUUUGAUAUAAUUUUGUUCUGUCUAAACAAUCAGUGUUCUAUAUAGUUUGAAAUGGUACAUCCUAUCAUUCGAUUGAUACACUUUUAUUUCUGCUCUAUUUACCGAAUAAUUUAGGCCAAAAGUCCAGAUCUAUUAAAGAGCAAUAGUCUUAAUUCCUUAGAAUCGGAACAUUUUUAAAAACAAUUUAAUUCAUAUUUGAUCGUUUAUCAACUCAACGAAGAGAAUAUCCUGCAGUAUUUUUCAGUAUCAAAACACAUACAACAAUCAAAUAUUCCUUUUAGAUUGUUAUUGAUGUAAUCACGUUCGACCAAAACUACACAGGGACACUUUAAUUGACAUGUAGUUAAAUAACACAAAUUAUAAUUAACAUGUGUAAUUAAUACAACACGCUACGCCAAAUGGUUACAUUUCUCGAAAUGGCCACGUUACAAGUUAAACUUACACUUACUUACACCCAAAAUCCGUCAUAAAUAUGUUUUUCAUUGUCUCUCUCAAAAAUCUCGACAAACAAGUAUCUUAUUUAUUUCGGUAUUUCUUUUUUUUCCAGAUAUUUACACAUUUUGGAUUAAAAAAAAAAAUAUUAAAAAACUUAAAAUUUAUUUUUUCGUUUAAAUUUCAAUAGCUGUCGGUACAAUGAACUUGAUAUACUGUUAUUAUCAGAUAUUUUAUCGGUCGCUGACCCUGAAGGUGUAAUCAGAACAUCAAUUAUGCAGAUUUGUACUAAAUCACCUGUAUAUCGAUUCCCUUGCAGCAGUUCCAAUGAGCAAACCGUCUCAAUUUUCUGAUGUCGCUGAAAAUAUCAAACAAUGCCUUUUUUUUAAAUUGUAAUUUUAAUUUUGAGCUAAUCAAUUACUGUGAUGCAAAUUAAUACACACCGAAUGUAUAAUUUUUCUUUGUUUUAUUCAUUUGACUACAUGUUGUUAAGAUUCUGUGCUGUUUAAGCAGAGAUUUUGUUUUGUAUUUCACAUGUGAUAUAAUACUAGUAACAUAAGUUAAAAUCUAAAGCUUUCAAUUUAUAACCUUAUCACGUUUUUUGCUGAUUCGUACGUAAUGCCCUACGUAAUGCGGAUGUUGUACCUACAGUCCUACUUCGCUAUGUCGAAGUAAUAACUGUGGUCCUACUUCGCUAUGUCGAAGUAAUAACUGUAGGCCUACUUCGAAAUGUCGAAGUAAUGACCAUAGUCCAUCUUUGUUAUGUCGAUGCAAUACUUACAUGUGUAAUCAUACAUGUACUUCGUUAUGUCGAUGUGAUACUAACAUGUAUAUUCAUACUUCCUUAUGUCGAUUUAAUACCUACUUGUAAAGUACAUGUUUACUACAGUAUGUCGAUAUACUAUACAUAAUCGAGUUAAGUAGCAACCGUACGUUGGAAGUCUCUGAAAGCAAGAAAUUUGACUUGUGAAGGUUUCGAUAGUGAUUGAUCGGAGAAUCGAGAAGUAUAAGAGAAAAAGCAUGCUACAGUAUAUAUUUUUAAGACUUAAUUCUGAAUAAUAUGAUUACAUGUAUAUAUAUCAUUUAUAUUUAUCAUUUAUAUUUAAUAUUCAGAGAUUUGGUUCAUGAACAUUAAUUGUUAUUCAAUGUUCCAUUCAUAUUAACAAUACACAAAUUUUAAACACAAAGUCAAAUCAAAGUCCCAUUGUCAUGUUUAUGUUUUGUCCUGUACUGUGUUAUUGUGUGAUAUAUGAUAUCGUGAGAUCACGAACUGAACUAUGUAUUUAUGAACAGACUUACCAAAAAAGAAUCUUAUAUUAUCCUUAUUUUUUCUACUUCCAUUAUGUGAAUACUGCGUAUGAACCCCCACCGCAAAAAUAAUCCCCAUGAUAACUUAUUGGUUACAGUAAUUGUUAAAAAAAAAGUUAUUAUCAAUCAUGAUUUUUUGUAUAUAAAGUGAUAGUGCAAUACAGUGCAGUAUGUAUGUAAGAUGAUAAGUCUAUACUGGAUAUAUGUGUGUUCUAAGAUUAUUUCACUUUAAUUUUUGCUGUCAUUAUUCCCUACACUAUAAAUUGCUUUCUGAAUUGCUUAUUUCAUAAUAACUAAUUUUCGUGUUUUCACCCUUUCAAUUUAAAUAUUUGGUAUCUGUAAUUUGUGUAUGUAUUUGAUAUUCCGAAAACAUGUUUCAUUUCAGAUAGUGAAUAAACACUUACGUGUAUUUCACAAAAGUUUUAUGUUUAACAUUCGUCUGGUAAUGAUAAACAUAUGUUUACAUGUUACAAAUAAAUAUUAAAUUCUUUUGAUAAAACAUUCGUUACGUUUGAUAAAGAAUACGGACGUUUUCUGUACAUCCCGGCACGUAUCACCAGACACAAAUGUACUGUAUAUCACAUUUGUACAUAUACAUACGUUUCUGUACUUAAGGGUAUAUGUUGCAUUUUGAGUAAUUUAUCUUCCUCCCAAAAGAGAUCCAUAUCUAUAACAGUAUUAAUAUGAAAUUGAUUUUAUGCUAAUUAAUUCCUGGUCAAUUUGUCUUUGACACAUAAAUACCACAAAGGGAAUCCUUACUAACGUAAAUAAAAAAAAUGGCGUGAAAAGAAAGGUAGCAUAUACCCUUAAUAUGAUAUACAUAUAUGUAUAACGAUGGAAUUACGUUAAGUGUGCAUUUUGUUUCUUUAAUUGUUUGAAAUCCAAUAUAUGUAUAUGUACUCAUUGUGUAUGUAUAUAGCUUUAUUUAUUGAUUUUGCAGACUGUUUUAUUGUUUUGUAUGUCACAUUUGUAACAUUUGCGAUCAGUGAAAGUGACAAGUGCUAUUAAAGAUGUAUGCAAUGCUAAAUUA